Molecule: messenger RNA, 666 nt
Organism: Geodia barretti
Lineage: Eukaryota; Metazoa; Porifera; Demospongiae; Tetractinellida; Geodiidae
Source: the annotation of a GenBank genome assembly
AUGAAAGCAGCCCAACUGGUAGCCCCCAAGCGAUGGGAAUUCACCGAGGUGGAAACCCCGGCCCCGGCCGAUGGUCAGGUCCUGAUCAAGAUGGAGACCGUCAGCGUUUGCGGCUCGGACAUCCGUCACACCUACGGCCCGGUGCUGGACGAAUCGGAAUACCCGCUGGCGCCGUGUCGCGGGGCGCAUGAGCUUGCCGGCAUCAUCAUCGAGAGCAAGACCGACGAAUUCCAGGAGGGGCAACGGGUCAUCACGAUUCCCUACGCCGGCACGGGCGGGCUCUGCGAGUACGUGCUGUCCGAGCCGGGCCGGCUGGCGUUGCUGCCCGAUGAGGGGGGACUGGACGAAUGGGUGAUGUGCCAGCCGCCGGGGACCGUGCUGUACUCCUGCCGGCAGAUUGGGAGUCCGCUGCAGCAGAACAUCCUGAUCUUCGGCCAGGGCAGCAUCGGCCUGAGCUUCACCAUGAUCCUGUCCCGCAUGGGCGCCCGCAGCGUCACCGUGGUGGAUCCGCUGGACUAUCGGCUCGAAAAGUCGAAGCAGAUGGGGUCCACGCACCGGAUCAACCCGGACAAGCAGGAUGUGCAUGAGGCGGUGAUGGAGAUCACCAAGGGACGGGGGUCCGGACGUUUGCGUCGAGGCGGCGGGUUAUCCGGAUUCCCUCAAUGA